Nannospalax galili (Upper Galilee mountains blind mole rat) is the source of this 3937-nucleotide messenger RNA. RefSeq names its product pyruvate dehyrogenase phosphatase catalytic subunit 2 (gene Pdp2). The record is from RefSeq and is a predicted model, not a curated record. The transcript is spliced from 2 exons. The coding region runs from base 192 to 1763 and encodes 523 amino acids. Gene Ontology annotation, molecular function: protein serine/threonine phosphatase activity; cation binding. NCBI's taxonomy places the organism in Eukaryota, Metazoa, Chordata, Mammalia, Rodentia, Spalacidae. Gene Ontology annotation, biological process: protein dephosphorylation.
GAGCUUUCUUGGCGAGCUUGUUCCUCGUCCGGGGGCCUGUCCAGAGAAGUAAAAUCCGGGCAGCUGCAGCCGCAAACUCUUCGCCGGCGCGGGGCUGAGGGAAUUCGCCGAGUGCCAGCGGCGCGAGCUGGUGAACAGAGGGUGAGGGUCGGAGGCUGAAAAAGGACUCCACUCGCCAGUAUAGUUUCAGAAUGUCAAGUACUGUGUCCUACUGGAUCUUCAAUUCUGCAAGGAAUUAUAUUGCUACAUUUCAAGGGGGCAGACGUUUGUACUCGAGUGUGACGAAUAGGAAUCAGUUGAAAUGGAGACUCUUUUCUCCUGCACUGCCCACUAUAAAAAGCAGUUCCCCAUGUGGUAACUUUGCUUUGUGGAAAGCCUACAGACACACAUCAACUGAAGAAGAGGAUUUCCACUUGCAGCUCAGCCCUGAGCAGGUCAAUGAAGUGCUUCGAGCUGGUGAAUUAUCCCACAAGGUUCUUGAUUUCAACAGUGGAGUCCUACAUUCAGUGUUGAGGUUUGAGAGCAACCAGCUGGCUGCCAACUCACCAGUGGAGGACCGACAAGGUGUAGCUUCCUGCCUGCAGACCAACGGGCUGAUGUUUGGCAUCUUUGAUGGACACGGUGGCCAUGCAUGUGCGCAAGCAGUGAGCGAGAGGCUCUUCUACUACAUGGCAGUGUCCCUUGGAGCAGAUGGAAGAAGAAUGGAAAACAUGAAGCCCCUGCUGCCCAUCCUGCAGUGGCUCAAGCACCCAGGGGACAGUAUCUAUAAGGAUGUCACAUCAGUACAUCUGGACCACCUUCGUGUCUAUUGUCAGGAACUGCUUGACCUGCAUAUGGAGAUGGGGCUCAGCAUUGAAGAAGCAUUAAUGUAUUCCUUCCAGAGAUUGGAUUCUGACAUCUCGCUUGAAAUUCAGGCUCCCCUGGAAGAUGAGGCGACAAGGAAUUUGUCCCUCCAGGUUGCUUUCUCUGGAGCAACAGCUUGCAUGGCCUAUGUCAAUGGAGUUCACCUGCAUGUAGCAAAUGCUGGUGACUGUCGGGCUAUCCUUGGUGUCCAGGAAGAAAAUGGUACGUGGUCCUGUUUACCUCUUACCUGUGACCACAAUGCCUGGAAUGAGGCUGAGCUGUCCCGACUGAAGCGGGAACACCCUGAGUCAGAGGACAGGACACUCAUCAUAGACGAUAGGCUGCUGGGGGUCCUUAUACCCUGCAGGGCCUUCGGAGAUGUCCAGCUGAAAUGGAGUAAAGAGUUGCAGCACAGUGUCCUAGAGAGGGGCUUUGACACUGAGGCCCUCAACAUCUACCAGUUCACGCCACCCCACUACCACACUCCACCCUAUCUGACUGCCAAACCUGAGGUCACAUACCACAGGCUGAGGCCCCAGGAUAAGUUCCUUGUGUUGGCCUCAGAUGGCUUGUGGGACAUGCUGAGCAAUGAGGAUGUGGUGAGGCUGAUGGUGGGGCACCUGUCCAAAGUAGGUCACCACAAGCCAGACCUGGACCAAAGGCCGGCCAACCUGGGACUCAUGCAGAGUCUGCUGCUGCAGAGGAAAGCCAGUGGACUCCAUGCAGCUGACCAAAAUGCAGCCACACAUCUGAUCAGACAUGCCAUCGGGAGCAAUGAGUAUGGGGAGAUGGAGCCAGAGCGACUGGCUGCCAUGCUGACAUUGCCAGAGGACGUGGCCAGGAUGUACCGGGAUGAUAUCACUGUCACUGUUGUGUUUUUUAACUCAGAUUCAAUUGAUACUUAUUACAAGGGGGGUUAAGAGUCUCCUAUCCUGUUGCCAAGGCUACCAUGAUUGCCCUUUAAAACAUUUUCACUUACUCCUAAGUGAGCUAUUCAGACCUUUCUGGUAGGAUAGGCAGAUAGAGGUUGCUGAGUAAUUGACUAAUACAAGAAGAGGGGGGAGGGCUAGUUAUAACAACAGUAGCAGUGAUUUUUAUGUCUUGGUGUGCACUGGUAAACUCCUAUGCAGAGGACAGAGAUUAAAGACUAGAAUUGGCUUAGGCCCUUGUAGCUGGUGUCCUUUACAAAGACAGUCUCUGUCAUUGUAUAACUGUGUCAUCCUGUGCUUUUAGAGGAUAAAUUUAAUCAUGAUUCUAAGAAUAAAGAACUCUGGGAUCUUCUGAGACCCAACUUCAAAAUCUACAAAUGUGGUAAUUCGGAACUCACAGUUAUACACACCUUCUAGGCUAUGAAAUUUUCUUUUUUUUUUUUUAAAUUAUGGAAGCUUCAGUUUACAAAGCACACUACAGGGCACUUUUCUAUGCAAUAUUCUAACUUUUUUUUUGCGUGUGACUUUUUGUAAUACUGUGAAGAUAUUUUGUUAUAUUGCAUUUUAGCUCUAAAUUAAUUUUAAAACUGAAUUCUCAAACUUGCAGGCAGGCCUACUGUAAGCGAGUUUGGGACUAAUCUGUUUUUCAGAGGGGCUAGGCCUAUGGACCAGCUGAAUUUAAUUGUGCAGCAUUUGGCCUCCUCUACUGAGUCUCACUCCCAAACCUUUGAGCCACACUAGGAGGUAAUUUAUGUCUAAUCCCUAAUUCCUGGCCUUUUUUACUUAGUAAAAUGUUCCUGCUUGGCUGAGCCUUGGGGCUAUUCAUAGUUUUUAGUCUUUCUGAUUCUAUCUGUCAAACACUCUGGUUCCAUCUGGCACAAUCCUACCUCUGCUCUGCUGCUGAACCUCACUCUGCUGCCACUGAAAGUCUUUCACUUGUUCUGCCUUCUAAAGGUUCCAAGUCAGGAGGCAUGUGAUCACAUGGUAGUUGUAGUGGACAUUUAGGCAGAACAGGCUUAUUCAGUGGUUUGUGGACUUAAGAGUUCAGCCUGAAUCUAGAGGUGAAAAUACGAAGGUCCUAAGAACAGCCACGAGCCAAGGCUUUCUUUCUGCAUUUUGAGAAGCAGGAAGGAGGAGGGAGAUUUAUCAGAUGGGACAUCUGCCCCUGACUGUGAGAAAUUGCUUCAGGAAUUAGAUCGUAGUUAGUAUCAGAGUUGGGCAGAAAUACAAAUGCAGCUCAUCAUAGUUUUCAGAGGCUGCAAAGUCUUUGUAUUUACUUGAAAAUUAACCCACACGGAUCCUUUUUAGGGGAUGAGUUUCCUCUUCUAAUGAGUGGCUGUGGCAUAUAAACAGCAGGAAAUGUGUCCCUAAAUGGAAACAAAUAUUUUUUUGUAGGAUUAGCCCUCAAAACUUGGCAGCUCUAGUUUCCUGUACCUCAUCAGAACUCUUCAGUGUUGGUGAACUCUAUUAGUUGAUUCUUUGCUUCUUACCUGCAGUGCCAUCCACUGAAUAGCAGAUAACUAGGUUUGGCUUCCUUGGCUUUACAAGUGACAUUGUCAAGAGUUGGGACUGGGCUGAUGAGAUGGCUCACUGGGUAAAGGCUGCAACCUGAGUUCCAUUCCUGGGACCCACACAUGGGUAGAAGGAGAGAACCAACUCCUGAAAACUGUCCUCUGACCUCCACAUGCAUGCACUCACACAAAAUAAAUUGGAAAAAAAUUCAUAAAAGAAUUAGGAUCAUUCUGUACAGGUAUAAUCAUUUUCCAUUAUACCUGUUUAGUGAUGUGGUUUCAUAUGUGAAAUUUUCUUUUGGGUAUUUAAGCCUUGGUUCUUUUGUUCUGAAACCAUUACUGUUCCUUCUGAUCUCUUACACGUUUACCCAAAAACAAAAUGUGAUUCUCCAUUGAGGUUCCCAUACCCACAUUUGGGCAUGUUUACUUUCUGUGACUCUUUGAGAAGUCCACACCCAUAUACUCUGGUGUGUCUUCUUUUCCUUUGAGUGCCUCUUUCUCUUAACCCUCAUGUUAAGCCUAUUCUAAAUGAUUAGACCCCAACUCAAUUUCCUAAAAAUAAAAGAUAAUAUAAAAUGUAAACUAAGCAUGGUAUCUAAUGCCAGUAAUCCCAGUGCUUGGGCAGUAGAGGCAGGAGGAUCAGAAGUUUAAGGU